This is a messenger RNA of Miscanthus lutarioriparius, 3633 nucleotides long. The record is from the annotation of a GenBank genome assembly. NCBI's taxonomy places the organism in Eukaryota, Viridiplantae, Streptophyta, Magnoliopsida, Poales, Poaceae.
AUGGCGGAAGGAAGCAGUAGCCAUAGGAGGAGUGCAUUCUCCCCUGGGCUGGCUGUGUUAUUAUCUGGUGACGAAGCUAAGAUUAGCCACCAGAAGUCGCACUUGGUGUCCUAUCAUGACGAAAUUGGGCACCAGGCUGUUGAGAGGACGAUAGAGCACAUCUUUGAUCUCCCUCACAAGUCAGUGGUCCGGCCUCCUGGACCAAUUGAUACGGGCUUCUUGUGCUCAGUGUUGAGGAAUCAAGCCAGAAAAUUUGAUAUUGACUGGGAAAAAUGCAUCCGUGGAUACCAUGGCAGCGUCUUGAUUGUGGACAAAGGUGCUGGGCAGAGCAAGGUGGUUCUUGAUGAUUCGAGCAUUUGCGGUAGCUUCAGGAAUGUUAGGGGACCUUUACUUGUUGAGGGCUCCGCCCCGUUCAGCAGUGCCAGGGCUAAUGCCUGUGUGUGGAAAGGAAAAUGGAUGUAUGAGGUGACCCUGGAGACAUCUGGAGUUCAGCAGCUUGGAUGGGCUACUCUCUCUUGCCCUUUUACUGAUCAGAAAGGUGUUGGUGAUGCUGAUGAUUCAUAUUCCUUUGAUGGCCUGAGGGUGACUAAGUGGAACAAUGACCCAAAGCCAUAUGGCCAGCCAUGGGCAGUAGGUGACGUGAUCGGUUGCUGCAUCAACUUGGAUGCAGGAGAAAUCUCCUUUUACAGGAAUGGGACUUCUCUUGGUGUUGCUUUUGAUGGAAUUCGCAAUGUGGAACCUAAGAAGGGAUAUUAUGCUGCAAUCUCCCUCUCGGAAGGAGAGCGCUGUCAUCUGAACUUUGGCUCACAUCCAUUCAGGUAUCCUGUUGAUGGGUUUGAUCCAUUGGAGGUGCCACCACGCUCUUGGUCGUUUGUGACAUAUCUUCUUAGAUGUCUGUUCCGAUUGCUAGAAGUUCACAACCUGGAGAAAUCUGAAUCAGCAUACUUUGAGAAACUGAGGAGGGUCAAAAAAUUCGCACCACUACAAGAACUCUUUCGACCAAUUUCAGAAGGGAUAUGUGCAGAACUUUUCAGUGCUAUUGAAGUGAGCCAGGGGUGCCUUGAGUAUAUUGCCUGGGGCUCGUUGACCACUCUACUCUUAGAUGUUUUCAGGACUCGUGAGCCACAUGAUUUCUCAUGCCUUGAUCAGGUUCUUGACCUUUUCCUCCUGUUCCCAGGCUGCACUUCAUUAUUUCAGGAGCUCAUUGUGGCUCUUUCUUGCAUGUGCAAAGCUGCACCACUUGUGUUGACAGAAUGCCCGUAUUCUGGGUCAUAUCCAUUUUUAGCGCUGGUUUGCCACCUUCUUAGGCAUAAAGAUGUAAUGUGUUUAUGGUGGAAAGCAGAAGAUUUCGCUUUCUCGUUUGAAGGGUUCCUUACAAGGAAGAUUCCAAAUAAGCAGGAUUUACAGUACCUUGUACCAUCUGUUUGGUGGCCUGGGUCUUCUGAGGAUGAAGUUAGCAUGACACUGACGAUGACAACACUCUCAGAUGCAAUCAAAAAGAUUGAGGAGAUGCAUCGUGAGCUUUGCAGCUUGGUAAUAUGCUUUAUUCCACCAAUGUCUCCGCCUCAGCCUCCAGGCUCUGUAUUUAGGUCCUUUGUACAAAGUUUGGUGCUGAAAGCUAGAGGUGGUGAUCAUAGGAUGGUUGUCAAUGGGACUUUCAACAACACUGUGCUUGUUUCAUUGUACACAGUAAUCCUACAUUUGUUGUCUGAAGGAUUUUCUAUGGAUUCUGCUGGAUCUGCAUCAUCCUCUAAAGCGAACUGUGGGAAUGGUGUUGGAUUUCUUCACAAAGGUGGAAAGCGCAAGUUUCCGACACAAUUGCUUUUUAGGAAUGAUGCCUAUUACAGUGUAAUUCCUAGAAUCGGUGGACCACCAAGUAUUUUGAUGCAUCACCAAUUUGAUGCUGUGGAAAAUGAAGUACAAUGGGAUGAAGGCUGCAUGAAUGAUGAAGAGACACGUGUUACACACACUACAGUACAGAAGCCUUGUUGCUGCUCAGUGACAGAUGUUGCUGUUGGCCUAAGACACAAAGAAACUGCUAAGUAUGUGCCAUCAACUUCAAAAGGCCCAUGUAAGCCUAUGCCUGAAAGGUCUGCUCAUGUAGCUGCUGAGUGCAAUGGUAGAGGUCUGAGUGAUGAGAUCGAAGACAAACCUAGCUCUAGUGCUCAAGCAGAAAUUGAAUAUGGAUACCAAGCACUGCAUAGUCUUGAAAACAUGCCAAUGGCAACUCAAUCUUCGUCGGAAGCACUUAAAGAAGAAGAGCUGCUUGAUGUUAUGUUAUUGUUAUACUAUCUGGGCAUCUCACCAAAUUUUAGGCAGGCUUUUUAUUUCAUGUCUCAGCAGUCGCAGUCCAUUUCUUUACUAGAAGAAACUGACAGGCAGAUACGAGAAAAAUCAUGCUCAGAGCAAGUAAGGCGUUUGAAAGAAGCCCGGAAUAGCUAUCAUGAGGAUUUGGUGGAUUGUGUACGCCAUUGUGUUUGGUACCGGGCCGCCCUUUUCUCCCGGUGGAAGCAAAGGGGAAUGUACGCAACUUGCAUGUGGGUCGUGGAGCUUCUUUUGGUCCUUAGUAACUCAAAUAACAUUUUCCACUAUGUUCCUGAGUUCUAUGUGGAAUCACUGGUCACUCUGGUUGUCAAGCACUUCGAUGAUACGAGGAUAGUGAAUCCUGACUUGAAAGAUCUUCUUCUUCAAUCCAUAUCAGUCCUUGUACAAUACAAAGAAUUCAUGCUUGUUUUCGAGAACAAUCGGGAGGCUAUAAAUAAGAUGCCUAGAUCACUUUUAUCAGCUUUUAACAACAGAUCAUGGAUUCCUGUUACAAACAUACUUUCCCGGUUCUGCAAAGGCUCAGGAUUUGCUUCCUCUAAGAAUGGUGAAUCCUCAUCUGCAACUUUUCAGGUUCUACUGAGGGAGACAUGUAUUCAUGAACAAGAACUGUUCUUUUCCUUCCUCAAUCGACUUUUCAAUACACUCAGCUGGACAAUGACCGAGUUCUCUAUGUCCAUCCGGGAGAUGCAAGAUAAAAACCAGGUUGCUGAUUUGCAGCAGAGAAAGUGCAGUGUAAUUUUUGAUAUAUCAUGUUGUCUUUCGAGAAUCUUGGAAUUCUGUACCCGAGAGAUUCCUUGUGCAUUUCUCAUGGGACCAGAUAUGAAUUUGCGGAGGUUGACAGAAUUGGUUGUCUUUAUUCUCAACCACAUCAUAUCAGCAGCUGAUGCAGAGUUCUUUGACAUCACAUCAGAACAAAGGGAGCUCAAUGAUGUGAUUGCAGUGUUUGCCAGCAUGGAUUGCCCUGCCACAAUCCAUUUUGGGCUGCAGUACCUACUGAGCUACAACUGGAGCAAUGUUCUUCGAGGGGAUUCCUCCCUUGCAAAGCUAGCACAGCUUGAAGAGUUCUCCCAUUACUUCCGACGCAUUACAGUGUCUGUGAAUGGUGAAGAAGACCAUAGCAUUAACAUGGGUGAUGAAGAAGAAGAUGACACCUGUUGCAUUUGCUAUAACUGUGAUUCUGAUGCAACAUUCCAGCCAUGCCAUCACCGGUCCUGCUUUGGCUGCAUAAGCAGGCAUCUCCUGAACAACCAGAGGUGCUUCUUCUGCAAUGCAGUGGUAACAUCAGUUACUAGGAUAGCCGAUUCCUAA